CGCGCAGGAGCCCAGAAGCGAGGAGGCGCGCGCCGCGGACGGACGGUUCCCGGCGGGGAGAGAGCCUGCGCCAGCGGACGCCGAAGCCACAGCCGGACCCCCGCCAACGGCCCCGGGCGCCGCGAGCCCUCUCACCGAACCUCCCCGCCCCCACCUGUGCGCGGGCCGCGGAGACCGUCCAAUCAGCGGCUGCGCGAGCCCCUCUCUCCCAUCCCCUCCCCCUCAACGGUAGUCGCCAGCGGUUCGCGCGGGGCUGUCCGAGCCGGGGCCAGGAUGAGGCAGCAACUCCUGCGGGGAGCGCCGCUCUCUUCGGCCCUGCUCGCCCUCCUGGGGGCUCUGCUCCUGGCCGGGGCGGCGUGGGGCCUCGACGACCACCCAGCCAGCGCCAGUGGCGCCAAGGAACAGGCCGGCCUGCAGGACUUGUGUCGCUCCCCAAAGGUGGUAGGUAGGUGCCGUGCUUCUAUACCGAGGUGGUGGUAUAAUGUUACAGCUCAGGCUUGCCAUUCAUUUCUCUAUGGAGGUUGUGGUGGAAAUUAUAACAACUUCCUGACUCGAAAAGACUGUCUCAAAGCAUGUAAUGGAGUCAAAGAGAACUCUGCUAACGAAGCCCCAGCCAGAAGGGAUGGAGCACAUGAACCUAGUCCAAGUGCUCCCCGAAAGCAAAAUCCUGAAGAAUUUCCUGGUAACGAUUUCGACUAUGAAGAAUACUGCACCGCCAAAGCCGUCACUGGCCCUUGUCGGGCAGCCUUCCCACGGUGGUACUUUGACUCUGAGAAGAACACCUGUGUGCAUUUCAUCUAUGGAGGGUGUCGGGGCAAUAAAAAUAGCUACAUGAACCUAGAAGACUGCAUGAGGAAAUGUUUUGGCAAGCGUACCCAUAAAGCAUCUCACCCCGCCAUGUCACAUUCCACCAAAGCUGUGGCCUUGGCGGUGCUGCUCGCAGUGAUGGCAGCCGUCCUUCUGGGAGCAAUGGUCAUCAUCUUUAUCAAGAUAGCUCGGAAGCACCGGGCAAGUGCCUUCAACACGGUGUGGAGCCCCAUAGAUGACAAGGAGUAUCUGGUGAAGAGCGCCUACACCCUUUGAGGAAGCUGCGGGACCCCUCCCGGUGGGCAGCGCAUCCCUCUCCAUGCAAGCUGCCACAAGGGCCCCUCGCCCACAGGGAAGCGUAAAAAUAGGAGAAAUUGUCAGGGGAGGGGAAUAAGGGAAAGCCACUUGUAGAAAGGC
Messenger RNA from Sarcophilus harrisii (Tasmanian devil), 1224 nucleotides. It is a transcript of the gene SPINT2, whose product is annotated as serine peptidase inhibitor, Kunitz type 2. The record is from RefSeq and is a predicted model, not a curated record. Gene Ontology annotation, molecular function: serine-type endopeptidase inhibitor activity. The transcript is spliced from 7 exons. NCBI's taxonomy places the organism in Eukaryota, Metazoa, Chordata, Mammalia, Dasyuromorphia, Dasyuridae. The coding region runs from base 274 to 1083 and encodes 269 amino acids.